This is a messenger RNA of Puntigrus tetrazona (Sumatra barb), 1925 nucleotides long. Its product is annotated as cholesterol 24-hydroxylase-like. Gene Ontology annotation, biological process: cholesterol catabolic process. The record is from RefSeq and is a predicted model, not a curated record. Gene Ontology annotation, molecular function: cholesterol 24-hydroxylase activity; heme binding; iron ion binding. The coding region runs from base 44 to 1573 and encodes 509 amino acids. NCBI's taxonomy places the organism in Eukaryota, Metazoa, Chordata, Actinopteri, Cypriniformes, Cyprinidae. The transcript is spliced from 15 exons.
CAAAAGACGCGCAUUAUACACUGAGCUACAGUCCAGCACCAUCAUGAUCUUCGAAUGGGUCUCAUAUAUUGCGUUUUACCUGCUUGUUGCUGUUUUUGGUGCAUUUCUUGCAUAUUGUCUGUAUGUUCAUCAUGUUCAUCAGAAAUAUGAUCAUCUACCUGGACCUCCAAGAGAGAAUUUUCUGCUGGGACAUAUACAAAUUUUUGCUAGAACACUGAAGUCGGAUACCAUUAUACAUGACUUGUUUCUUCAGUGGGGAGAAAAAUAUGGCCCUGUUUACAGACUGAACACUUUUCACCAAGUCAUAAUUGCAGUUCAUUGCCCAGAGGCUACAAAGACAAUCAUGAUGUCACCUAAAUAUAUUAAAGACCCCACUGUCUACAAACGCCUCUAUAACCUGUUUGGAAAAGGUAAGCUUUAUUUAAAUGCAACUCUCAGGUUCCUUGGAAAUGGUCUAAUAACGGCGGCAGACCAUGACAUCUGGUACAGGCAGCGUCGCAUCAUGGAUCCGGCUUUUAGCAGCACAUACUUACGAAGCUUGAUGGGCACUUUUAAUGACAUGUCUGAGCGCCUAAUGGACCAUCUGGAGGAAAUAGCCGACACAAAAACACCUGCCAUCAUGCAUGACCUGGUCAACUGUGUCACACUCGACGUCAUUUGCAAGGUGGCUUUUGGUGUUGAUUUAAAUUUUUUGAAGCUCACUGAAAGUCCUUUCCAGAAUGCAGUUGAACUGUGUUUAAGGGGCAUGGUGUUAGAUGUCAGAGACCCAUUCUUUGCGCUAAUGCCCAAGAAUUGGAAGACCAUUCAAAAAAUUAAGGAUGCAGUUGAACUCCUGCGUAAAACAGGAGAGAAAUGGAUACAAGAGAGAAAGACAGCAAUUGAAAAUGGAGAAGACAUCCCCCAAGACAUUCUCUCACACAUCCUCAAAACAGCAGAGGAGGAAAAAGUGAAUAGUGCAAAAGAUCAUGAGCAGAUGUUGGACAAUUUUGUGACUUUCUUCAUCGCUGGGCAAGAGACAACAGCCAAUCAGCUCUCAUUUGCAAUCAUGGAAUUAGCGAGAUAUCCUGAGAUAUAUAAACGAGCUAAAGCAGAGGUGGAUGAAGUCCUUGGGACAAAAAGAGACAUUUCAUAUGAAGAUCUUGGAAAAUUCACUUACUUGUCGCAGGUGUUGAAGGAAACGCUGCGUCUGUACCCAACUGCUCCAGGAACCAAUCGCUGGCUCCACGAGGACAUGGUUAUAAAUGGGAUGAAAAUCCCAGGCGGCUGCUCUGUUGCUUUCAAUUCUUACGUCUCCCAAAGAAUGGAACAGUAUUUUAAAGAUCCAUUGAAGUUUGAUCCAGAGAGAUUUGAUGUGAAUGCCCCAAAGCCUUAUUACUGCUACUAUCCAUUUGCACUCGGUCCACGGAGCUGUUUGGGACAGGUCUUCUCACAGAUGGAGGCAAGAGUUGUGCUUGCCAAACUGCUUCAGAGAUUUGAGUUCAAUCUGGUUCCUGGACAGUCUUUCGACAUUAAAGACUCGGGAACCCUGCGGCCCAAGAGCGGAGUGAUCUGCUACAUUAAACACUGCUCAUAGGAUGUGUCUGAGCAGAGACGUUAUCACAUGCUAAUCAUUUAUGCGACAUUUGUGCUUUUUAUUUAAUUCAGUUUCAUUGUAGUCCAUUAUGGUGACAUAAGGUUUUCGUUUAAAUAUACGUAGAUUAUACAAAUAUGGUCAUGAUAUAAACAUAACAGGCAACAUGCUCAAUGAGAAUCAUACUUACCGUUGUAUCAGUUUAACCAUUUUAGUGAAAUAUUUAGUAGUAAAAAGUAUCUGGCAUCUUGACAUUUGUUUAUCUGAUUUUCAAAUGUUCUUAUAUUUACAUAUACAUUAUAUGCAGAGAGAAUACAUGGCAAUAAAAUAAUAAAAGUGGGUUUGCUCUUAAAAA